ACAUCAUUUCUAAAUAUAGCAAAACGGAAUAUCAAUUUAAGAUUUUCGUUAACUGCGAGCAUUUUGCAUAUCCUUUUUUAAAAAAACGUCCGAGAUUUGUGGACGCAACAUGCUUUCCACGUGGUUAGGAGUCGUUGUAUUCUUAUCUACAGAAUUCCUGUCUAAAGGAAAUACAUGCCAAUUCGACGUGAAGUUGAAAGCUAUGGAUGUUGUCAAUGAGGGCAGUAAAGUCAAAUUUUCCUGCUCCAUUCCACAAUGUGUAACCGAAGAUAAUCCCGACACCAAAUUUCGGAUGGCGCAUAACGGAACUGAAUUUGGCGAAAUCAGAAAGACGGAAGAAAACGACAAGGGUCUCUCAAUAGCUUAUUUCGAGAAAGAGUUUAAAAGCGGUAGUGAUGCCGGGUUGUAUGCUUGCAGUGCUUUGAUACCUGGGCUAGACAAAGUCACUACCAACUUGAGCGUCAUAUUUCUAUAUGACGAAAAUGCGCAUCAGUUUAUUUGGGCCAACGUACCUGUGAAACCCCCAGAUGUGGACCGUGUCGUCCUUAUUGUAGCAGUUGGGACGGCGGGAGCGGUUGUUGUGGUUGUCAUUAUUUUGGUUAUCGUUCGCAAGCUGAUGUGGUGCUGUCCAGUACGGUCGAACGAUCCAGAAGAAAGCUUGAAUAGAAAAGAAGCAACAACAGAAAUGAAACCAUUUAUAUCAAACGACAAGGAAACCGACGAUGUUCAGAAAACGGACAACGAACAACAAGGCGCAAAUCUUGAGGAACCCAAAUGGCAGCAAAAGAAAGGCCCUAUACGCCAAGUAGUUGAAACGAAAACUGUUGAAGAUCGACCUAAUAUUCCGGUACCUAGUAAAAGGACAAAGAAACUUAAAGAUAAGUCAACAAAAGAUAAGACAACCAUGGACAGCCAAAUUAACACCACAAAAGAGCAAAAGAAAGACAAGGCAGCCAAAGGACCUCAAACGAGAGCGGUAGCAUAUCAAAAGGACAAAACAAAAGCAGACGCGACAGUGAACGGUUCGACAGUCAAAGAACGUCCAAAUAUUCCCGAAGAAAAAAAGAAAUUUCCGGUAGCCAGUAAACGGAAAGAUAAAACGAAUCAAGAGAACGGACCGGAGCACGAACCUCUUAAAUCUACAACUGAAGAAGAGCAAGAGACAGGAUUGUCGUCGAAUCCACCAAACGAAGAUAGUGGAAUUUACAAAACAAUCAUGAAUACACUGGCAUGGGGUAAAGAAAAAGUUUCCCUAGCGUUAGAGCCUGAUGGUGUCGAAGCAAACAAUAUACAAAACACCACUACGUGUACUCUGGAAAUACCGUAAGCAGGAAAUUCUCACGUUUACAUUUUGCCAGAUCUAUUUUUCAGUUACAAUUAGAUAAACAUAAGACAGAAGUUAUGAGUUCGAAAAUUGACAAUAGGCGGCAGUGUUACACUGAUUCGGCUGUUUUGGUAUCAGAGUUUAAACUUUUGUUAAUUUAAUGUAGUGUUUUGUUUGCAUUUAACUUGUGUGUUAUGCAUUUUCUUUAUAUUGUUUUUUUUUGCAUUAAACUUAUCUUUUUUUUGCAUGUGCUUAUAUUUUAUUUUAGCAUUCCAAGGCGAUGACGUUAGUUUUUAUUAUAGCCGAUCGUUUGUAAAAGUGUAGGCAAUAUAGGAAUCAUGUUGUUGGUUGGUACAUCAGGGCGACUAUAUUUCGAUUCCGCUCCGUAAUAUCGUAUCGGCAGUACGGAUUUUUAGCUUUAGCUUUUAAAUGCCUGUCACAAGUCGAGGUGUUCUUUAACCCUUUCCCACUCAGAAGCAAAGUGAAAAUGUCUAUGUGCAAACAGCAUAAAACCAGAACAGCCUGCUAGUAACUUGCAUACUGUUCAGGUUUUAUGCUGUUUGCUGCUCAUCAGUAUCCAAGGGUUGGAAAUGAAGCCUUUAAAACUUGAAUCUAGUAUGAAAGGUCUUUAAAUAAAUGUAACUUUCUACGGCACUACAAAAUACGUUUCUUAUUGAUAAAGGGUUAAAGGCCAGAGAGAAAUGUUAUAUAGUGCAUUUCCUUUCUGCUUCAUACAUUUUUAAUGAUUUGUAGGUCUAGGUCGGCUGCACGACUGUCUGUAUUGACUUAAUGUCAGGUUACUGCCGAACGCCCAUACAUUUUACUUGUAUUUAAACAUACAUUUUGCCCCUUUGUGUACGUAGGAAAGUCAUGUUAAGAUUUCCCGCUAAAACUCGUUAUCUAUUACUAUCGGCUAAAAAUAUUGAUUAAAACUUCGCGUGUCUUAAGUUAUUUUAGUUUUUAAAGUAUCGCUAACAAAGUGCUAUAACUGAAGAGAACAGAUUUCAUGCCCAGUGGAAAAUGUCAGAAAUGUCAGCUGGUUAACGUUCACAAGAGAGAUGAAAUGCAACACAUUCAUUCCUGUAUAUUUUGUGUUGGUUAUUAAAUGUUUAUAUGCGCUCCUCUUAAUUUUUUACCUACAGUUAAACAGAAUCAUGAUCCCGCAGUAUUUAACGUUAAGGUUUACGGCUACUAGAGGUAUGACAAUUUAUCUUCACACGUGUUUAAAGCCUCAUAAAAAGGUCGAUGGCUAACGCUUAAAACUGUUGCCAGCAUAAGAAACCUUUUUGUACUUAACAUUUUCUGUUUUGCUUUAUAUACGGUAAUGUCAUUUUCAGAAAGUGCUUGUCAAAUGUCAAAUGUGAUAUAGAGACAGCUCUCAAAGAGUACAUCACCCAAUUCAUUGAUUGGAAAUGAAUUAACAUUUUAUGUUAUAAGAUAAAACUCCACCGCUUCUCCGCCAUAAUGUUGCGUAACCACUUUAUUCGCAUACUUUCUAUAUUUAUAUUUGUUACUACACGUAUUAAGAUUUUCAGAUUUUUUUAUUGUUCUACUCUUAGGAUGUUCUUGUGUUUACCUUUUUGUGCCUAUUUUUAUAUACAAGUAUUUUUAAUAAUGCCUCUUUUAAGCGUUUAUUUAACGCCUAUAAUGCUAUUCAGAAAAAAAGCAUUGUUUUUUAUCUUCCAUAAAGCUGUUUAUAAUAAAUGCCAUUUUUAAAUCAA
Molecule: messenger RNA, 3045 nt
Organism: Dreissena polymorpha
Lineage: Eukaryota; Metazoa; Mollusca; Bivalvia; Myida; Dreissenidae
Exons: 4
Coding region: 110-1327 (405 amino acids)
Source: RefSeq, a predicted model, not a curated record